UGUGAGGCUAAAACGAUAUUUUGCACUAAAUGACACUUGUUUUAUACCGAAAAUUAUUCGUUUUGCCAAAGGUGGAUGAGUUUAUAUCCUUUUACUGAGGAGAAAACGCACGAGUUUCGCACGCGCCAGCAGUCACGCGGAAGCGCUCUAGUGCUGUUCGUCCCGCCCAUGGAGGGAGAGAGAGAGAGAGAGAGAGAGAGAGAGAGACUGAGACUGACUUCAGGCUAGCGGGACACUCUAGGAACACAGCUCUAGGACAGGAGCGUUGAUAAAAGGAGUAAAGGAGGAUUCGACCUGAGAGUCAGUUUCUUACCACACAUCGGUCUGUUUGAAUUGUUAGUGUAACCUGUACAAUAACCUGUGGAGUUUGAGCUGUUAGUGUUACCUGUAUAAUAACCUGUGGAGUUUGAGCUGUUAGUGUUACCUGUAUAAUAACCUGUGGAGUUUGAGCUGUCGGUGUAACCUGUAUAAUAACCUGUGGAGUCUGAGCUGUUGGUGUAACCCGUAUAAUAACCUGUGGAGUUUGAGCUGUUGGUGUAACCUGUAUAAUAACCUGUGGAGUUUGAGCUGUUGGUGUAACCUGUAUAAUAACCUGUGGAGUUUGAGCUGUUGGUGUAACCCGUACAAUAACCUGUGGAGUUUGAGCUGUUGGUGUAACCCGUACAGUAACCUGUGGAGUUUGAGCUGUUGGUGUAACCCGUACAGUAACCUGUGGAGUUUGAGCUGUUAGUGUAACCCGUACAGUAACCUGUGGAGUUUGAGCUGUUAGUGUAAUCUGUAUAAUAACCUGUGGAGUUUGAGCUGUUAGUGUUACCUGUACAAUAACCUGUGGAGUUUGAGCUGUUAGUGUAACCUGUACAAUAGCCUGUGGAGUUUGAGCUGUUAGUGUAACCUGUAUAAUAACCUGUGGAGUUUGAGCUGUUAGUGUAACCUGUACAAUAACCUGUGGAGUUUGAGCUGUUGGUGUAACCUGUAUAAUAACCUGUGGAGUUUGAGCUGUUGGUGUAACCUGUACAGUAACCUGUGGAGUUUGAGCUGUUGGUGUAACCUGUAUAGUAACCUGUGGAGUUUGAGCUGUUGGUGUUACCUGUAUAAUAACCUGUGGAGUUUGAGCUGUUGGUGUAAUCUGUAUAGUAACCUGUGGAGUUUGAGCUGUUGGUGUAACCUGUAUAAUAACCUGUGGAGUUUGAGCUGUUGGUGUAACCUGUAUAGUAACCUGUGGAGUUUGAGCUGUUGGUGUUACCUGUAUAAUAACCUGUGGAGUUUGAGCUGUUGGUGUUACCUGUAUAAUAACCUGUGGAAUUUGAGCUGUUGGUGUAAUCUGUAUAAUAACCUGUGGAGUUUGAGCUGUUGGUGUUACCUGUAUAAUAACCUGUGGAGUUUGAGCUGUUGGUGUAACCUGUAUAGUAACCUGUGGAGUUUGAGCUGUUGGUGUAACCUGUAUAAUAACCUGUGGAGUUUGAGCUGUUGGUGUUACCUGUAUAAUAACCUGUGGAGUUUGAGCUGUUGGUGUAACCUGUAUAGUAACCUGUGGCAUUUGAGCUGUUGGUGUAAUCUGUAUAGUAACCUGUGGAGUUUGAGCUAUUAGUGUAACCUGUAUAGUAACCUGUGGAGUUUGAGCUGUUAGUGUAACCUGUAGAAUAACCUGUGGAGUUUGAGCUGUUAGUAUUACCUGUAUAAUAACCUGUGGAGUUUGAGCUGUUAGUGUAACCUGUAUAAUAAUCUGUGGAGUUUGAGCUGUUAGUGUUACCUGUAUAAUAACCUGUGGAGUUUGAGCUGUUAGUGUUACCUGUAUAAUAACCUGUGGAGUUUGAGCUGUUAGUGUAACCUGUAUAAUAACCUGUGGAGUUUGAGCUCUUAGUGUAACCUGUAUAAUAACCUGUGGAGUUUGAGCUGUUAGUGGAACCUGUAUAAUAACCUGUGGAGUUUGAGCUGUUAGUGUAACCUGUAUAAUAACCUCUGGAGUUUGAGCUGUUAGUGUAACCUGUAUAAUAACCUCUGGAGUUUGAGCUGUUAGUGUAACCUGUAUAAUAACCUGUGGGAAGCAGUGUGACCCCAGACUGCAGGAGGAUGGAGCAGGCAUACGGGGCAGGAAAGGCCGGAGGAGCCUUCGAUCCGGGAGCGUUUAUCCAGCAGCCUCAGCCUAUCCUACGCUUCGUGUCCUGGAUCUUUUCCAUAGUGAUUUUCGGGUGUAUAGCCAACGAGGGCUAUGUGAACAGACCUGAUCAAGAGGAGGAGUACUGCAUCUUUAACCGUAACCAGAAUGCCUGUAACUACGGUGUGGCUGUGGGCUCUCUGGCCUUUCUCACCUGUCUUGCCUUCUUGGCCUUGGACGUGUAUUUCCCACAAAUCAGUGGAGUCAAAGACCGUAAGAAAGCCGUUCUGGCAGACAUCAGCAUCUCAGCCGUCUGGGCCUUUAUGUGGUUUGUGGGCUUCUGUUUCCUGACCAAUCAGUGGCAGGUGAGCAAUCCUGAAGACAAUCCCUUAAACGAGGGUGCAGAUGCAGCAAGGGCAGCCAUCACAUUUUCCUUCUUCUCCAUCUUCACCUGGGGUGCGCUAACGUUUCUCGCUAUGGAGCGUAUGAAGAGAGUUUCGUUUGAAGAGGAGUACAACAAACUGUUCACCCCUCAGCCUCCUCCCCCAUUUGUCUAACAUGCUACACACUUAUGCAAGCACAGGGAACAGGUGCUGGUGUCCAUCCACCAUGAUGCCAUUUCUUUCUCUCUCUCUCUCUCUCUCUCUCUCUCUCUCUUUCUCUCUUUCUCUGAGUUGCAUGAUAUUCACACAGUAAGAGGGAUAUCUUGGAAAUAUAUCACUUUUACACACACAAUCUGAAAUGGUCUGAAGUGAGGUAAAUGCAGAGUGUGUUGAAUGAAAUACUGUGCAAGAAAAUACCAUUUGCACAGAAUACCAGUGUUGAUCAUGGGCUGGAAGAUAGUGUUUAUAUUCUUGAAGUCGCAAUUAGAG
This is a messenger RNA of Ictalurus furcatus (blue catfish), 2967 nucleotides long. RefSeq names its product synaptogyrin 1a (gene syngr1a). Lineage: Eukaryota; Metazoa; Chordata; Actinopteri; Siluriformes; Ictaluridae. The transcript has 4 exons. Gene Ontology annotation, cellular component: synaptic vesicle membrane; neuromuscular junction. Bases 2071 to 2652 code for a protein of 193 amino acids. The record is from RefSeq and is a predicted model, not a curated record.